UCCCUAACUUUGGUCUGGUCGACUUUCUGUUUUGCUGUGAUUUGACUGCUUGGUCUCAGCUUAGCUAUGUGAUUCGGUCCGGACACUCCUCGCUCUACCACACAACUCCCCGUUCUCCUUCCCUUCUUUCCCGCCGGGGGAACAACAGACAGCUUCAUUUAGCUGUGUUGACGGGCGUUGCUCUCCGGGGUGGAAGAUGUCCGCUGACUUCUCUGGUCCGUGGGCACUUUAAAGAAGGGAUUUCCCAGGGAGCUUCAUCGGGAAAAGUCCGACGUUUUUAGUCGUGCUCCGGCUGCUCAUGGUAUCAAAAGCUGGGGGGCUCCCAUUUGAAAAGUGAGACUGCAUGGCCGUGAAAGAGUGCUCUGGACCAUUAAUGUGAAGUUAGAGAGUAUGUUUAUUGUGCCAGGCCAAGGUGGGGACGGAGAGGAGAUGCCAUCUGGCUAGCAGCGCUAACGUUUGUGGACCGCAGCUAGGUCGCAAGUCACAGAUUACUUAGCGCAUUAGUGGGCAACACAGUAUCGUGCAAUCGAUAUCAUUUGUUUUUGAAACACUUCAGUUUGCUUUCAGUUGGGAAAAAUAUUUACGAAGAAUGACAGCUAAGAUUAGACGAAAUGGAGGCUAGCUUGUUGGGAAAUUUUCGCCUCCAGCAGUCACGUCGCUAAGCUAGCUGUUUGUCAACAUAACAACAAAUGCCUAUUUCUCUUCUGUCCUCUGACAGAACGGACUAAAUAAACUGUUUACUAAUAAUACACUCACGUUUAACACAUUUUUAGACCGGCUACCGUUCAAUGAAUGUUUGUCGUGUUGAUGUGUUUUACAGUCUAGCAGGUGAACAAGCAUGACAGCUAGUUAGUAACAGAAAAGGUGUGAUAUUGGCACAUUUUCGUUUGAGCAUUUCUACUUUAAGGCUCUGCUUGAGACCUGCUUAACCUGUCAAAUCGCAACAAGAAGAAAGUAGCAGCACGUUCUGUUCACCAUGGAGGGAAAUGUACAACAGAAAAUGACUCCUUUAGCUCGGGAACUGACGAGAAUAUUUAACAGCUACAACAAACACUCCAUACAGCUGAAGAAGAACCUAAAGGAGACUAAUAUUUUCCUACGGGAAAUAAGGCAAAACUACAGCAAUGCUUGUGCAUCGACCAUAAGCUCAGAUUCAGCUUCUCUGGAGGCAGGCCAGCUUAGCUGCAUCUGUUUCCCAACUCAUGAGGAAGAGUUCCUACGCAACACAGUGGGUGCUGCCCCAUACCUUCUGGUGCUGGGCCAGGACUGUGCUGCCCGCUACCAGCUACUUAACUGCCUUCUGGGGGAGAGGCUGCUGCCUCUUGGGCCAGGGGCCGGAGAAGCUUGCAAGGGAGUCCAGGGCACUGUCUGUAAGAGACGAAAGUUGUGUUUCACCCAUGGGAGACAGACACGGCUUAGCCUGGCACUUCCUGGCCAGUAUGAGCUGGUGCAUCAGUUGGCUGCAAACCGUGGCCGCUGGGAUACAGUUCCUAGGGAAGACCUGGAGAUCCACGAGGAGUGUGAAGAUCCGGCUCAUAGGCUAGCAGAGCUGGAAAUCACCUUGCAUCACCCACUGCUUCAGGAAGCAAAGGUCAUGGUGGUGCCCUGUUCGAGUGUCCAGCCCAUUGAAGAGGCGCUGGAAGACUGCACGUGCAACGUGAUUCCUAUCGUGCUCUAUGCCAUCAACCAGGACUCCCUAAGCCCGGAGCAGGUGGCUGAGCUGCGGAACGUCAAAGAGAUGCUCUCCUUUCCCAUCUGUUUUGUUCGCAUCCCUGACUCCACAAUCGCAGCCUCUCCAGAACCCUGCCGCCGGGUGGAGAAGGAAAAGGAGAGGGAAAAAAGUGCCCUCCACAAACAACUACUCUCGCUUGGCCUCCUAAAUAGCCCGACUGGAAACUGCUCCUGUGGUGCCCCGACACAGAUGACUGCCCCGGGUGCUAAGCCCCAAAGCAUGUUGGGUGAAUCUUUUGAAAGACUGCAUCGAUUACUGGUGCCAUUUGCCCGCCAAGUGCUCCAAAACCAACAGGUGGAGGCUGCCAACCUGCUUAAUGGGCUCCACUGUCGAUGUCUGGAUCUUUUCAUCAACCAGGCCUUUGACAUGCAGAGGGACUUGCAAAUUACUCCCCGCAGGCUGGAGUACACCCGUGAGAAAGAGGGCGAACUCUUCAACUCCCUUAUGGCCAUUGCUAACCGCAAACAGGAAGAGAUGAAGGAGAUGAUAGUGGAGACUCUUGCCAGUAUGAAAGAGCAGCUACUGGAGGACGCAGCCAAUCUAGAGUUCACAGACAUCAUUGUAACAACCAAUGGAGAGCCUGUUACGUCAAAGGAGAUUAAAUCCUGCAUCCAUCUGAUCCAGGAACUGAUAGUCGUGCGUUUGAAUCAGGCAGUUGCGAAUAAGCUGAUCAGCUCUGUGGACUAUCUGAGGGAGAGCUUUGUGGGAACUCUGGAGCGUUGUCUCAACAGUCUGGAGAAGUCCAACUUCGAGUCCUCUGUUCACAAUAUUACAUCUAACCAUUUAAAACAGUUAUUAAAUGCUGCCUAUCAUGUGGAGGUCACCUUUCAUUCAGGAUCCUCUGUCACAAGACUCGUCUGGGAACAAAUCAAACAGAUCAUCCACAGGAUAACGUUUGUGAACCCUCCCGCCAUCAGUCCAGAAUGGAAGCGUAAAGUUGCCCAGGACGCCAUAGAAAGCCUCAGCGCCGCCAAACUGGCACGGAGCAUCUGCUCCCAGUUCAGAACCCGGCUCAACAGUUCCCACGAGGCCUUUGCAGCAUCUCUCCGCCAGCUGGAAGAAGGGCACACAGGGCGUCUGGAGCGCACUGAAGACCUGUGGCUGCGUGUGAGGAAGGACCACGCCCCUCGCCUGGCCCGCCUGUCUUUGGAGAGCCGCUCCCUGAGGGAUGUGCUGCUGCAUGGCAAGCCUAAGCUUGGGCGAGAGUUGGGUCGGGGCCAAUAUGGAGUCGUGUACUUGUGUGACAGCUGGGGAGGACACUACCCGUGUGCCCUGAAGUCUGUGGUUCCACCCGAUGAUAAACACUGGAACGACUUGGCUUUAGAGUUUCACUACACAAGAUCUCUGCCAAAGCAUGAGCGACUUGUUGACCUGCACGGCUCUGUGAUCGAUCACACUUACGGGGGUGGCUCUAGCAUUGCGGUGCUGCUUAUCAUGGAGCGCCUGCACCGAGAUCUCUAUACAGGCUUAAAGGCUGGUUUAUCACUGAAAGAGAGACUUCUGAUUGCUGUGGAUGUGGUGGAGGGGAUUCGUUUCCUGCACAGUCAGGGUCUCUUGCACAGAGACAUAAAGCUGAAAAAUGUUCUAUUGGACAAACAGAACCGUGCAAAGAUCACUGACCUUGGCUUCUGUAAACCAGAGGCCAUGAUGUCUGGCAGCAUUGUUGGAACGCCCAUCCACAUGGCUCCAGAGCUGUUUACAGGAAAGUAUGAUAACUCAGUUGAUGUCUAUGCCUUUGGGAUCCUGUUCUGGUACCUCUGCACUGGUUCAGUGAAACUUCCAGAAACUUUUGAGAAGUGUUCCAGCAAGGACCAGCUCUGGAACAAUGUUAAAAAAGGGGCUCGGCCGGAGCGGCUGCCCAGUUUCGAUGAGGAAUGCUGGCAGUUGAUGGAAGCCUGCUGGAACGGGGACCCUUCCCAGAGACCACUGCUCGGCAUUGUGGAGCCCAGCCUGCAAAGCAUCAUGGACAGGCUCUGCAACUGCGGUUCCGAGCAGAAAAGCAGCAGCCUUGAAGACUCAAACUGAAAACACUCCAGACAAACUAACAUAUAUGUGAUAGGGAUUCUUAUCAGAAAAGUGUUUUUGUUGUAUUUAU
Molecule: messenger RNA, 3827 nt
Organism: Melanotaenia boesemani (Boeseman's rainbowfish)
Lineage: Eukaryota; Metazoa; Chordata; Actinopteri; Atheriniformes; Melanotaeniidae
Gene: dstyk
Product: dual serine/threonine and tyrosine protein kinase
Exons: 14
Coding region: 977-3757 (926 amino acids)
Biological process (GO): protein phosphorylation
Molecular function (GO): ATP binding; protein kinase activity
Source: RefSeq, a predicted model, not a curated record